This is a messenger RNA of Symbiodinium natans, 582 nucleotides long. The record is from the annotation of a GenBank genome assembly. Lineage: Eukaryota; Dinophyceae; Suessiales; Symbiodiniaceae.
AUGUUCAUCGUGAACUGGUUCUUCGACGUCCUGGGAUACCUCGGGCUGGGCAACAAGAAUGCGAAGAUCCUCUUCUUGGGACUCGACAAUGCCGGCAAGACCACUCUGCUCCACAUGCUGAAGGAUGACCGCAUUGCGACUCACGUCCCGACUCUGCACCCGCACUCCGAGGAGUUGAUGAUCAAGAACAUCCGCUUCCGCACCUACGACCUUGGCGGGCACGAGACGGCCCGCCGCAUCUGGAAGGACUACUUCGCCACCGUGGAUGGCAUCAUCUUCCUGGUCGAUGCAGCAGACCGCACACGAUUUCAGGAGGCACAGGAGGAGCUCAGCGGCCUUUUGCAGGAACAGGCCCUGGCCAGCGUGCCUUUCGUGGUGCUCGGCAACAAGAUCGACAUCCCCACGGCCGCCUCGGAGGACGAGCUCCGCAAUGCCCUUGGGCUUCUGAGUCACAUGACCUACGGACGUGAUGCCAAGAAGGGCGACAGUCAAGUCCGCCCCGUCGAGCUCUUCAUGGUGAGCGUGGUGAAGAGAAUGGGCUACGCGGAGGCGUUUCAAUGGCUGUCGCAGUUCCUGAACUGA